CACACAUGUUUUAAAAAUCGUUUCUCAAAUUUAAUAAUAAUUGGAUUUAAUCCAUUUCAUUUAAUUGAAUAGAUUUCUUUCAAUUUAUAAUAAUAAUGUCUUUGAUGAUUCAAGUUGCCAAUUGUAUUGCCCAAGCAUCAAGCGAUAGCAGACGAAUUGUAGGACAAGUGUUGCUGAAUUGGUCACAAGUUCGUUAUCGUCGUGCGGUAGCGUUCCGUGAAUAUCGCCAACCUCAUUUCAAACAAAAACUUUUGCUAGCCGUUUGUGAGCCUGUUUUUCCACGAUCGACAAUACCAUUGGAGGAAAAAUGUGGCCAUUUACGACCACCACCACCUCGAUCAGAUCAUCCAUAUGAUAUCCUACUUGCCGCUGAUAUGGCCCAAGAAUUAAAACAAUCCAAAUUAUUAUGUUUAUUCCACCAGAAUCAAUUUUCUAGAUCUGAUCGAAAAUUAUUAUCAAAUGAAUUUGAACAUGAAGGAAUGCUGUUACGUUAUUAUAAUCGUGAUAUUGCUAGAAUUUGCCUUCAAGAUACACCUUACCAACCACUGCUUCAUUUUGCUAUCGGUUACCCUUUUACCGUCCUAUUUGCUCCUAAUCUGGAAAAAAUUGAUAAAAUUUUCAAAAUAUCACGCAAAUACCCUCAAGCAAUUCUCAUGUGUGCUUUGGUUGAACAUCGACGUUUGAUUACCAACGAUCAAUUGCAAGAAUUGGCAAAAUUAGGGGAUAUUGAUCAACAACGUGCCAUCUUAUGCAAUACGUUAAUGAUAGGACAACAACAAAUGAUUUCGACAUUAACACAUCAUACAAGUCAGCUAAAACAGUUGAUAAAUAGUCGACAUCAAGAACUGGAAAAAAAUGAUCAACAUUCUCAAAAUAGAUGAUUUUUUUUUGUAAAUUGUUCUAUAUGAUUUUUAUU
Messenger RNA from Dermatophagoides farinae (American house dust mite), 916 nucleotides. It is a transcript of the gene mRpL10, whose product is annotated as mitochondrial ribosomal protein L10. The record is from RefSeq and is a predicted model, not a curated record. NCBI's taxonomy places the organism in Eukaryota, Metazoa, Arthropoda, Arachnida, Sarcoptiformes, Pyroglyphidae.